Syngnathus typhle (broad-nosed pipefish) is the source of this 3608-nucleotide messenger RNA. It is a transcript of the gene tub, whose product is annotated as TUB bipartite transcription factor. Gene Ontology annotation, cellular component: cilium. Lineage: Eukaryota; Metazoa; Chordata; Actinopteri; Syngnathiformes; Syngnathidae. Gene Ontology annotation, biological process: protein localization to cilium. The transcript is spliced from 12 exons. The coding region runs from base 305 to 1813 and encodes 502 amino acids. The record is from RefSeq and is a predicted model, not a curated record.
AGUGGGUGAGCAGCUCCGAACAUGAACGCGUCUCCUCCCCUUUAAUCAAGAGGAAGCCUUCUCAGGGGGACGUCAAACACGCGCAAGUUGACAAAUCAACAUCGAUCGAUUAUGGAAUCAAUGAAACGCUCGUGCAUGCGGAACUGACCGCCAGAUCGCGCGCCCCUCCGCCUUUCUCACUCGGUGCUUCUAAAUCAACAGCAACGUCGCCGGACGCGCACCGUUUCUGCUCGCUCGAAUCCUGGGCUGGAAGACACGGGAGCCUUCGACCGAGCGACCGACUAAGCUUCACACAUUGUAAUCCAUGGAGGGGGUCGGCGGCAACAGGAGCAUGUCGUACAGCCGAUGGAGCUAUGACAGCACUUUAGAUGAUGAGGGCACCAACUUCCGACAACAGAAGCUUGAUCGGCAGCGAGUGCUCCUUGAACAAAAGCAGAAGAAGAAGCGUCAAGAACCCCUGAUGGUCCAGUCUAAUGUGGAUGGACGAUCUCGCACCCGUCGCACCAAACAGAGUGAGGAGCAGGCUCCUUUGGUGGAAUCCUACCUCAGCAGUAACAGCAGCACCAUCUACCAUGUGCAAGAAGCCAAGCAGGAGGAGCUGAAGAUGAAAGCAGACCUGCAGCCGCCUCGCUCAGCAAAAAAAGGCAGAGCGUCAGCCAGCUCCACUCCUCAAACAGGCAGCGACAAGAAGGAGAGGAGAGGGAAGCACAAAGGCAUGGACAGCCUGGCCUGCCAGUCAGAGGACGGCCAAAUCCAAAUUCUAACAGUGGGUCACCCCUCGGCAGAGGAUGGCGAGAGCGAGUCAGUUAUGAGCUGCACUCCGUCACAGAGCAAGCAGGACCUACGGGUGACCAUGCUCAAAAAAGGCAUAUCAAGCAGUAUGAAUUUUGAUGAGGAAGAAGAUGAUGACGAUGAAAUUAGCUCAACUUCCUCACAGCUCAAUAACAACACAAGACCAGGCUCGGCCACCAGUAAAAAGUCUUGCAAGGAGGUUGCAUCAGCACCAACUCCACCGGUCAAUGAACCGGCCAUUGAUGUGGAAGACCUUGAAGAGUUUUCAUUGCGACCUGCACCGCAGGGGGUCCGAGUGAAGUGUAGAAUCACCAGGGAUAAGAAAGGCAUGGACAGAGGCAUGUAUCCCACCUAUUACCUGCACUUGGAACGAGAAGAUGGCAAGAAGGUGUUUCUGUUAGCGGGCCGGAAGAGAAAAAAGAGUAAAACCUCCAAUUACCUCAUCUCCAUUGAUCCCACUGAUCUGUCCAGAGGUGGAGAAAGCUUCAUUGGUAAAUUGAGGUCAAAUCUCAUGGGGACCAAGUUCACUGUAUAUGACAGUGGUGUCAACCCUAUGAAGACCACCACCAGCCUUGAGGACAGCAACAUGCGCCAAGAGCUCGCAGCCAUCUGCUAUGAGACCAAUGUCUUGGGAUUCAAGGGACCUCGUAAAAUGAGCGUUAUUAUCCCAGGAAUGAACAUGGACCAUGAGAGAGUGUCACUUCGCCCACGGAAUGAACAUGAGUCAUUGCUGGCAAGGUGGCAGAACAAGAACACAGAGAGUGUUAUUGAACUUCAUAACAAAACUCCAGUGUGGAAUGAUGACACACAAUCGUAUGUGCUCAACUUCCACGGCAGAGUCACUCAGGCCUCUGUCAAAAAUUUCCAAAUCAUUCACGACAACGACCCUGACUACAUUGUGAUGCAGUUUGGGCGUGUAGCAGAGGACGUCUUCACCAUGGACUAUAACUACCCAAUGUGCGCCCUUCAAGCCUUUGCCAUCGCUCUUUCCAGCUUCGACAGCAAGUUAGCUUGCGAAUAGAUAGCAGCCUAAAGGCCAUCUGGUCUAUGUGUGGUCUCAUCAAGGACUGUUCAUGUAACACUCGGGCUGCAAACUCCAAAACACAGAGUACCACGGGCAUCCUGCGUAUCACAAAAUGCUUUGUUGGCCUCAAGUUCUGCAUGGAUGCGUGUGGUGGGGUGGGGUGGCCAGCAAAGAUGCUCAGUAAAGGGCAUCAAGCACAAAGUGUACUCCACUUUAAAAAAAAAAAAAAAACAGUUUGUUUUGUUAAAAUUUUGGAGUAUCUGUAUAUUCUAAAGAACCACUGUUCCUUUUAAGUACCAGCUAGAGCGGUUUAACAUUGCGACUAAUGUGACUAAUAAUUAAUUGCAUACUGUACAUUUUUUAAGUUCGCUACAUCUUAUGUACCUGUCAUGAAAAUAACCCAAGGUUAAACAAAAACAAAAAGCCCACAUCCUCAAGCAUGAAUACUUAUACGAUUUCCUAGAUUCAAAAUAACACGCAUGUCAAAAGCUAUUUAUUUUGUUAUUUAUGUAUUUAUUCUAUGAUUUGUUCUUUGGACAGUAUUGGCUCUGUGGAGCUACAAGCACAUCAAAGACAAAACAUCCACACAAAACGAUUGGACCUGAGCAGGGCAAAAACAUGUUAACCUGUGCUGUGUACCGUACAAUAUUGUCGUCACUGGGUCACACAUGUGAAUGUAUAGAAUAAUGGUGCACUUUAAUUUAAAGUCGGUCGUGGAUGAGAUAGUUGUAAAUCCUUUCGUGUGCCUUUGAUUACUGCAGUGUGGUGCUUUGGCUGUUAAGUAAGCGCUUUCUGUUCUUGCUAAGCUUACAUGCACUUGGUAGGUUGCAAUCACUAAACGGUCGACAGGCACUGGCGGACCUAGGAUUUUUUUCAUUUGGCGCCCUAUGGAGGUGCCAGGGAUGUAUCUGAGGGUCUGUAAAACAAACAAGCACAAGCUUACAAACCCAAAAGAUUCCCAAAAAAACCCUCCUUAUUUGUUCUCAUCUAGGGACAGGUGUAAACGUGUGUGUGUGUGGGGGGGGGGGGGGGGGGGGUGAUCCUGGAAAAAUCAGAAAAUUCCCAAAAGUAAAUGAUAUAGCCUGGCAUCUGGGGGGGUCUAAUCAUAUUCCUGGGCGAGUGCCCCCUUCCCUCCCUAGUUCCGCCAGUGUAGAAAGGCAUAGAGUUGCUUUAAAUGAUUCAAACAUUAUUGAUUAGAAGCCCAAAUAGAAGAAUCUGUUCCAUUAUGACUUGCUUCGAGAUUAUAUUCUUGAAGUCUCAUUACAUUUCACUCCGAUGUAAAAUUGUGCUUUUGUCUGAUGUCUCUUGAAAUUGUAACAAAGGACAUGGAUUUGUCACAGCCUAUUGCAUCGAUUUGCGUCUUCGAAAUAUUUUUAUACUCCUCUGAUGAGACAGUUGAGUACGUUCAUCAUCUAAAAAGCAGUAGCCUAAGUUUCUAUAGAGAAGUUUAGGCGCUGGGUGACUUCCUUUCUCAACAUUUUGUACUUUACCAUUAUUAAAAAAAGAAAAACGAAUGAAGGCAAAGAACAAUCUCUGAUUCCACAAAUGUGGAAUACAGUGGAUCACGAGGAAAUCUUUAUCAGAUGUGCUAUUCUUGUACUUAAUUGUGUUCUAACUAUUCUGGAUUUCUAUUGCAAAAUUGUUGAUACUUUGCUGUGAAGUCUGCUUUUCGGUUCGUGUUCAUAAUCCCCUGCUUCUCUCACUUUGUUUUCAGUGCUUGUGAUGAUGUACAGUGAAUGCCGUAUGUAUGAAUUAUGUGAUGGUAUAAACACUCUUUGAUUAUGACAACAAA